This is a messenger RNA of Cimex lectularius (bed bug), 1678 nucleotides long. Its product is annotated as dual specificity protein phosphatase CDC14AB-like. Gene Ontology annotation, biological process: positive regulation of cytokinesis; protein dephosphorylation; microtubule cytoskeleton organization. Bases 175 to 1617 code for a protein of 480 amino acids. The record is from RefSeq and is a predicted model, not a curated record. The transcript is spliced from 8 exons. Lineage: Eukaryota; Metazoa; Arthropoda; Insecta; Hemiptera; Cimicidae. Gene Ontology annotation, molecular function: protein tyrosine/serine/threonine phosphatase activity.
UCCAUGGAAACCCCCCAAAAAAUUUGAAAUAAUUCAAAUUAGUUUUUAUUUAUUUUUCCUGUAGUUUAUAGUUUUCUGUUCAGACUUUCCCCCGUUUCUAAUUUUCUUUUGGCCCUUUGUUAAAUUCGCGAACGCCGUUUUUCCAGUGCGCCGCGGAAGAGAACAAAUUAAAAGAUGGACAAACUCACAUCAAAGGCACUUACGCCGAAAAACACAAAAAGCCUUACACGUAUCUCCCCUUUCAUCAAAUUCCUGAGAGAGAUGAAGGACGUCGUCGAGGUCGCUGAAUACGCCGAGGAUCGACUGUAUUUCAUAACGGUGCGGAACAAAAGAGAAAUGAAGAGCACACCGUAUGUCCAUUUUUUCAACACGGACGAUACGCUCAUCUACCACAACUUCUACGGUGACUUUGGCCCCCUUAAUCUCGGAAAACUUUACAGGUUUUGUUGUAUGCUAUUUGCCAAAUUGACAUCGAAGAAUUACAUAAACAAAAAGCUUGUUUAUUGGACGAUAUUGGACAAGAAAAAGAGAGCCAAUGCUGCGUUUCUCAUAUCCGCUUUCGCUGUCAUCUACCUCAACAGGAGUCCGAGGGAUGCCAUUGGUCCGAUAUUGAAGACAAAGCAUCCUAUAGCGCCUUUUGUUGAUGCCAACAUGAACGGGGUCAACGAGGCUUUUACGAUACGAAUAAUAGACUGCCUUAACGGGCUUAACAGGGCUUUCUACUUCGGUCUCGUCUGCUUCUCAGAUUUCGAUUUAAUAGAGUACGAAACGUACGAAGGGACUAACCUCGACAACCCCGGUGACCUGUCUUGGAUCGUGCCCAAGAAGCUGCUUGCGUUUGCCGGCCCUUGUGGCGAGAGGAACGGCAAUUGCCCAGUCGAGUUUUACAUAGGGUACUUCAAGGCGAAUCAAGUCGUAUGCGUCAUCAGGCUAAAUAAAAGCAGAUAUGACGCUGGCAUUUUCAUAAACCACGGGAUAGACCAUUUCAACAUGUACUUCCCUGACGGAUCGACUCCUCCUCGAGGGCUCGUGCAGGAUUUUCUUGACAUCGUAGAGAAGUGUCCAGGAGCAGUGGCAGUGCAUUGCAAGGCAGGGCUCGGGAGGACCGGCUGCCUCAUCGGCGCGUACCUAAUGAAGCACUACAAAAUGUCCUCCAGCGAGGCGAUCGCCUGGAUGAGGAUCUGCAGGCCCGGCUGCGUCAUCGGCGCGCAGCAGACCUGGCUCGACGGUAUGCAGCCGUCGCUGUGGAGGGCCGGCGAGACCUAUAGGGAUCUUCACCACGGUUCUCCAGAAAAGAUGAGACAGCACAAAUACGGUAUAUAUAGCGUAAGGGCGAAGACUGCGAGGGAAAACAAACAGGAUCUCCACUCCCCGUCUCAGUACAAAGAAAAGUAUCUGACUUCAGUAGCGGAUUUCGAGAAAAGAAGACAGUUCGCUGUCGAUGAUCUCUCCUACUUCCAUUUCAAAGAACGAUUGAAGAACAAACAGCAGAACGAAAGCGAUCUCCUCGUCCGGGAACCGUCCAACACCCAAGGCGACCUCCUCCUCUCGGCGAGACUCGCCAACCUCAAAGGUUCCAGAGACCAAGAUGCCGAAAAGAAGCCGACCAACCCCUGAGGCGCACGCCGAGGAAUAUGUUUGUCCGUCGUUUUAAUCGAAUAAAAUUUUUUUCGACCAA